This is a messenger RNA of Temnothorax curvispinosus, 841 nucleotides long. RefSeq names its product cuticle protein 10.6-like. The coding region runs from base 212 to 694 and encodes 160 amino acids. The record is from RefSeq and is a predicted model, not a curated record. The transcript is spliced from 3 exons. Lineage: Eukaryota; Metazoa; Arthropoda; Insecta; Hymenoptera; Formicidae.
GCGGGGACCCCACGCCGUUUACCUCACCUACGAAUUCGCCUCGCCCGCGAUUGGCAGGGAAAACUUUUUUCCGCAUCUCUCCCCCUUGGAUCUUUGACGCGUGAGCGCGAGCAAAAACAAUCCGCCGGGGGAUAUAUAAGUGAUCUGACGGGGUACGUGAGAUGUAGUCAGUCCACAGUACCGACAACAGAUCGCAAGCACUUGGAGCAACAUGUUCAAGCUGAUCGUCCUUUUCGCCACUGUCGCCUACGCGUCCGCCGGCGGCCUCUACUCCGGAUACGGAGGGCUUUAUGGCUACGGCAGCGGUUACGGCAGCGGUUACGGCUACGGUGGCUACGGCUUAGGUCAUGGAGUAGCCGCGAUCGCACCUUCGAUCGGAUACGCGCACGCUCCAGUUGCGACCAGCUACGCCAAUACGUACAAGGUCGCGGUAGCUCCACCCAUCGCUAAGCUCGCCGUUGCACCUGCUAUCACGAAAGUGGCGUACGCCGCGCCUAUCACAAAAGUCGCCUACGCUCCGACUUACUCUGCACCAGCGUACAGCUACGGCCACUACGGAUACACGGUUCCACCAUCGGUCACCUAUCUGAACAGCGGUCUUGGAUACGGUCACGGUCUUGGAUAUGGUCUCGGCUAUGGAUACGGAAUCGGCCACGGUUAUGGAUACGGCAGCUAUGGUGGCUACUACCACUGAGCGGGACAACUGAGCCCAAAGUCCUCGGGGCAUAAACGCCUUCUUCGACAAGUUUGAUUGUAAACGGUUGGCGACGCAGCCGUACUGCCACAAAACAUUGUCAUCGGCUAUGUACAUGACGUUUAUAAUACACAUUUUCAUCUUUUA